Sitophilus oryzae (rice weevil) is the source of this 4765-nucleotide messenger RNA. Its product is annotated as dynamin. Gene Ontology annotation, cellular component: plasma membrane; cytoplasm; synapse. Gene Ontology annotation, molecular function: GTPase activity; GTP binding; microtubule binding. Lineage: Eukaryota; Metazoa; Arthropoda; Insecta; Coleoptera; Curculionidae. The transcript has 15 exons. Bases 287 to 2815 code for a protein of 842 amino acids. Gene Ontology annotation, biological process: receptor-mediated endocytosis. The record is from RefSeq and is a predicted model, not a curated record.
UGGUCUUAAAUUAAACAUUUUUUUUGAAAAACUCCAUAACGUUCAUAUUAAGAUUAAGAUAUUUAGUAGAUUUUCCUGGAAAAUACCUAAUCUCCUUUAUAGCGGCUCAAAUACUCUUUAUCGCAAAAUCGUUUCUGAGCAUGUCUAUUUAAUACCGAAUCUCUAUCGAAAUGGGCUAUGAGUCAUGCGCGUUUAGUUUCAAUUGUUGUUCAGCCAUGUUCGUUGUGUACUGUUAAGUGUAAAGUAUUGCUGGUUAAUCGGGAAUACAAUUAAUUCCGGCCUAAAAAUGGCAGGAAACACGGGAAUGGAACAGCUCAUCCCCAUAGUGAACAAGCUGCAAGAUGCGUUCACACAGCUCGGUGUUCAUAUGACUUUGGAUUUGCCACAAAUUGCUGUGGUGGGCGGACAGUCUGCAGGAAAAAGUUCAGUUUUGGAGAAUUUCGUCGGAAAAGACUUCCUUCCUAGAGGUUCGGGCAUUGUAACUAGACGUCCUUUGAUAUUGCAGCUGAUCCAUGGCAAUGCUGAAUUUGGAGAAUUCUUGCAUUGCAAGGGCAAGAAAUUUGUCGAUUUCGAUGAAAUCAGACGCGAAAUCGAAAGUGAAACAGACAGAAUCACUGGUAGCAACAAAGGCAUAUCAAAUAUUCCGAUUAACUUGAGAGUCUACUCCCCAAAUGUGUUGAAUUUGACUUUAAUUGAUCUUCCUGGUCUGACGAAAGUGCCCAUUGGUGACCAGCCAGCUGAUAUUGAACAACAGAUCAGGAGCAUGAUCUUGCAGUUUAUCAAGCGCGAUUCUUGCCUUAUAUUGGCCGUCACCCCAGCCAAUACGGAUUUAGCUAAUUCUGAUGCUCUGAAAUUGGCCAAAGAAGUAGAUCCCCAAGGUAUUAGAACCAUUGGCGUAAUAACAAAGUUAGAUUUGAUGGACGAAGGGACAGACGCAAGAGAUAUUUUAGAGAAUAAGUUGUUGCCAUUGCGGAGAGGAUAUAUCGGAGUGGUUAAUCGAUCGCAAAAAGAUAUCGAAGGCAGAAAAGAUAUCAAUGCAGCUCUAGCAGCAGAGAGGAAAUUUUUCUUGAGCCAUCCUUCUUAUCGCCACAUAGCCGAUAGGCUAGGCACGCCUUAUUUACAAAGGAUUCUAAAUCAACAGCUGACCAAUCACAUUAGAGAUACGUUGCCUGGAUUAAGAGAUAAGCUCCAGAAGCAGCUGCUUACCCUGGAAAAAGAUGUGGAUCAAUUUAAGCAUUUUAGACCUGAUGAUCCGGCUAUUAAAACCAAAGCUAUGCUACAAAUGAUUCAACAGCUUCAAACCGAUUUCGAAAGGACUAUCGAAGGAUCAGGAUCCGCACAAAUUAACACCAUGGAGCUUUCCGGUGGUGCCAAAAUCAACCGCCUGUUCCACGAAAGGUUUCCGUUUGAGAUCGUUAAAAUGGAGUUUGAUGAGAAGGAGUUACGAAGAGAGAUCGCAUUCGCUAUUAGAAACAUACACGGUAUUAGGGUUGGUCUUUUCACUCCAGACAUGGCUUUUGAAGCUAUUGUAAAGAAACAAAUUUCAAGAUUAAAGGAGCCGUCACUUAAGUGCGUGGAUUUGGUCGUCACCGAACUGUCAAAUGUCGUUCGCAUAUGUACAGAUCGUAUGAGUCGUUACCCUAGGCUUCGCGAAGAAGUAGAGAGAAUUAUUACCACUCAGAUUAGGCAAAGAGAACAGUAUUGUAAGGACCAGAUUUGUUUGUUGAACGAUUGCGAGUUGGCAUACAUGAACACAAACCAUGAAGAUUUUAUCGGUUUUGCCAAUGCUCAGAACCAGUCUGAGGCUGCCACAGCCAAAGGUUCCCGGUCCUUGGGCAACCAAGUGAUCAGAAAAGGUUACAUGUGCAUUCACAACCUGGGCAUUAUGAAGGGAGGCUCGCGGGACUACUGGUUCGUCCUCACUUCCGAAAGCAUCUCCUGGUUCAAGGACGAGGAAGAGCGUGAAAAGAAGUACAUGCUGCCGCUGGACGGACUUAAAUUGAGAGAUAUCGAGCAAGGGUUCAUGUCUAGAAGGCAUAUGUUUGCUUUGUUUAAUCCUGAUGGCAGAAAUGUGUACAAGGACUAUAAACAAUUAGAAUUGAGCUGUGAAACAUUGGAUGAAGUAGAUUCGUGGAAAGCUUCGUUUUUACGAGCUGGAGUCUAUCCAGAAAAACAAACAGAACAAGUUAAUGGAGAUGAGCAAACUAUCAACGAAGGAUCGUCCAGUUCCAUGGAUCCUCAACUAGAACGUCAGGUUGAGACCAUCCGAAAUUUGGUAGAUAGUUACAUGAGAAUUGUAACUAAGACUACUCGAGACUUAGUACCUAAAUCUAUUAUGCUUUUGAUUAUCAACAAUUGCAAGGAUUUCAUAAAUGGAGAACUUUUGGCCCAUAUUUAUGCUAGCGGUGAUCAGUCCCAAAUGAUGGAAGAAGCACCGGAAGAGGCACAGAAACGAGAGGAGAUGAUGCGCAUGUACCACGCGUGCAAAGAAGCUCUGCACAUCAUCGGGGACGUUUCCAUGGCGACGGUGUCCACGCCAGUCCCGCCGCCGGUGAAGAACGACUGGCUCGCGAGCGGAUUGGAUAAUCCGCGCUUGUCCCCACCCAGUCCGGGCGGUCCCAGAAAGCCCACGCCUCAAAUGGGCGCGGUCGGAUCCAGCGGUUCGCUGGGAUCCAGGGCUCCGCCCCCACCGCCUGCUUCCGGUCGCCCCGCCCCCGCCAUUCCCAACAGGCCUGGCGGUGGAGCGCCGCCUAUGCCUCCCGGUCGCCCUCAAGGUCAGGCUUUGCCCGCACCCCUCAUUCCCACGAGACGUUAGGAACGUACAUGUGCGCUCAUCAUCAGAACAUUGUAUUGUUAAAUUUACCCUUGGAUAUUAUUAAUGUUAUUACAAUAUUUUUUAUAGAACCUAUUUUUUUCUUGCCUUUAUGAAAUUAUUUUUUAUUUCAAGCGUAUCAAGAGAUAAUAUCACAGUAAAAAGAUCUAAGCAGUAAGUCGAAACUUGUUGAUUCCAUUUUUGUGUAUGAUUGAAUUUUUUGUAAAAUAUGAGUAGCCAAUGAAUAUAAAGCUUUACAGUCACGUGACAUCCAAAAUUGAAAGAAGGAGGAUAUCUGUAAUAAUGCUGACACAGUGUCUUUCCAAACUUGUACACUUUGCAUAAUAACAACUUUAAAAUAAACAACAAAAAAGAUAUAAUAUAAACUAAACCUAAAAACCUCCACAAAUUUGCAAAAAUUCAAAUGUGUCGAGCGAACCGUCAAACAAAGCGACGAAAUAAGGUUCAAGCUGACAAAAAAGCAACUCUAAAAGAAGGUUCAUAAAUGACACAAAUUCAAACGUAUUAAAUACAACCCUGCCUUAUUUUCUACAUUCCAGUGACAUUCCAUCUACAUUCCGCACGCGCUAUGAAGUUAACCUUCUACUUGGAUCUUUAUACUGUGAUUAUAUUUAUAUUUAUUCCUUUAAAGAAGAUGAAAACAAGAAUAUAUUAUUAGGGUGCUAAAAGUUAUUAUACGUUAAGGCUUAUUACAAUAUCAUAUAUAAAAUAAAAUGUACUAGUUAUUUAAGUGUAAAGUACUUGUAUAGUAUUUGUUGAAUCCACAUUCUUGUCUCUCGAAUCUGAGUAAAAAAAUGCUUUGUUGUAUUUUUUUAACAUGUUUUUUUUAUGUAUUUAGGAGGCUUGAAAAAUGUUUUUGGCUUAGUUCAAAUUAUGGUGCUGCUGUUCUUAUCAGAAAGUAUGGCAUUAUCAAAUGAUUUUCUAUUUAUUGAGAACUAAACUUUGCUUUGUAUGUGGAAUAUUUCCUAAAUUUAAAAAAAAACUAAAUAUUUUUUUCCUAAAUAUAUUUUGACCGAAAGAUAGGCUUUUGAAGUAUUUUUCGCGAAAAAAUAUUGUUUAAGAAAAUAUAUUUUUUCUGAUAUAUGUAUAUUACCGAGUUACUUAUCUUCUGAACUGUUCUCAGAAUAUUUCAGAAGUGGGAUAAACUGUUAUUUCUAGAUAAAAUUUGGAAAUGUUACUGUUAUUUAAAAAUAACAGCUUAAAAUGAUAGUUUUCCGUUGUUUAUUCAUUUUGGUGUAAUCGGUCAAAACAUCAAUAUAAACGAGUAUAUUUUAAUAAGUAUAAGUAUAAAUUAACAUAACAGUACAGACAUCUUUAAUGUCGGUAAUUUAAUUAAUCGGUUAAUGCAUUGUUAUUCUCAUAUCUGUUAUUUGUGGUAAGUUACUAACUGUUACCAGCAUGUAAAUAACAUUAGGUCGCGGCGAUCUUUACUUCGUAAUCCGUAGUUGUCACUGUGCGGAUAUUUUCCUACCUGUUAUUUUUUGGAAGUAACAAUGGUUACGAACUGUUAUUUCUUAAUAACUGAUCGUUAAAUUUAAUAAUAGUCUCGGGAAUCUUUAUACUAAGACCUUCUACUUUAUACUACUCUUUAUACUAAAAAAACAAUGCUGCCACUUCGUAUAGUCCUUGUCGCUGUACUGUUAUUUUCCUACCUGUUAUUUUUUGGAAGUAACAACAGUUUCGAAGUUUCCGAGUUGUCGCUUACCGAUUAACAAUAGUUUUAAAAUAUAUACACCCACUGAUAUAGGAUGUACUGUGGUAAGGUUAAGGUACCUUUGCGAUCACUCAGUCAGGGGGAGGGUACGUGCGUUUGUACCCUUUAGUAGUUUGAAAUCAGUCACAGCAGCACCAUAAUUUGUAGUUACGCAUAUGACAGGGCGCUGACCUUAUCUGCGUGCUCUGACCCAAAAUAAAUUUGUUCUCUCUGGUGUU